UGGCCAUUUGAGAGCUUCCUACCUCAAUUAAAUAAAAAAAGAAAAGAAAGAAAACUGAGGGCCUAAUUGAAGAAGAAGAUAAGUUGAAGAAGAUAGAAAGACACAGACAGAGGAAGAGAGAAAGAAAGAAAGAAUACAGACAGACAAAGAGAAGGAAGACGAGCGCCGUUUUCAGAGAAGCAAGGACAGGAGAUCCCACGUGGUCACGGCAAACCAACAGCAAAGCCCUGGACGAUUUAGGGUUCUUGGUCUUCUUUUGUAUAAUUAGGCAUGGUAGGAUUUCAGUUAAAGUUGGAGGAAAAGAUAAGAUCUUCCAUUCGAGUCUGAUUCGAUUUCACGAAAGAGAGUGACCGCGGAUCGAAAGCUUGUUUCUUUCGAUUCAUUUCCCCGAUUCAACGAGUGAUAGCUUUGCAGACCCUUCGAUCUUCCGAACCGGGUCGCGUUGAAGACAAAUCCAAAGAUUGCAACAUUGUCAUCUGGGAAGCUCUACACUGCUUGUUUAGAUCAGUCAGUCCCAGGAAGGAAAAAAAAUAAAUUGAGAAAACAUGUCAUGUACGCCGUUGACGCCUUUCCUUAGGGUUUAGAAUUCGGAACUCAAACCCCUUUCAGGCCCAAUAAUCAUGUGCUAUAUAUACAUGUUAUAAUUUCUGUCUACGCCGCCACCCCCAUUUCUUUGCUUCCUCGUUAGAUCGAUCUCAAAACGGAACCAAAUUCGAUUCAAGUCUGAACUAGGAUUAGGGUUACUUUCCCUAAUCCAAUCUUAGAAUGGCCGAUCACGAAGAUGAUGAUUUCAAGAUGGCUUUGAAGAUGAGUAUGCAGCUUGAGACGCCGGAGCCCAAGAGGAGCAAGCCGUGGGAGAAUUCUGCUAGCGAAGGUUCGCCAAAGGAGGAAUCUGAGAUUAUGAAAAGGAGAGUCCAGCGGAAUCUGAUGGCUGCUGCGGCUGAGAAGCGGAUGAUGUCUGCGAUGAACAAUGCUGUACAAACUGAGAAGAAGGUUGAGAAAGAUGUUGUUUUUAAGCAGGAAGAGAUAGGGAAUUCUUCAGAUACGCAAAUGCAGACUGUCUCCGAUGAUUGCAAGAACAAUUGUUUGGACUUUGGCCUUCAACUUUCGCCUGAUGAGGCAAACCAGCUGUUCUCAAUUGUGUUUGGCGGUGAUGUCACGAAAGGGAUUCUAGCACAAUGGAGCAAUCAAGGAAUAAGGUUUAGUCCUGAUCGGGAAACAUCUAUGGGAUUAGUGCAACAUGAAGGAGGGCCUUGUGGUGUGUUGGCUGCCAUUCAAGCUUAUGUCCUCAAACAUCUAUUGUUCCCUUCAGAGGAACGUAGCUUUGCAUCAAAAAACCAUUUUGUAGCACCUGUUGAAAAUCUUACUUCUUUUCCUGACAAAGUAAAGUCGAGGGCUCUAAUUAGAGGUAUGGCUGAGAUUUUAUUUUUGUGUGGAAAUGGUGAGAGGGCUGUUAUUGCAAAUCUGAGUAUUUUCAACAAUGCGAUUCAGGGAUCUGAAGGUUUGAUGAAUGAUGUGAUUGUAAAAGCACUUGAAGGCUUUUCGAUUCAAUCGGGUUCUGAUCUGCAAAGAGUUCUCAGAGUUGAGUCUCAGAAAUCAAAGGAAGAUGCAAUCCAAAGACUUGAAGCUAUGCUUCCUGUUUUCAACAGUCGUAUGGGAGCAUUGCUGUUUCUCAUUUCUGCUCUACUUUCCAGAGGACUGGAUUGCAUCCAAGCAGAAAGGGAUGAUCCAAGUCAACCUUUGGUCACUGCUCCAUUUGGGCAUGCAUCACAGGAAAUAGUGAAUUUGUUACUAUGUGGAGAAGCUGUGGCCCAUUUGUUUGAUGGACAAAUGGAUUUAGGUGGUGGAAUGUCAUUAAAAGGGAUAUCAAACAAUGUAGAAGUAGGAUUCCUAACAUUACUGGAAUCCCUAAACUUUUGCAAAGUUGGUCAGUUUCUGAAAUGCCCAAAAUGGCCAAUAUGGGUUGUGGGAAGUGAAUCACAUUAUACAGUCCUAUUUGCUCUGGAUUCAUCAGUCCAAGAUGAGAACGAGUUUGAAAGAAGAGAAUCCCAGAUCCGAAGAGCUUUUGAUGCAAGAGAUCAAAGCGGAGGAGGUGGUUUCAUCAGCGUUGAAAGUUUCCAUCAAGUAUUGAAAGAGACUAACGUGAGUCUCCCCAUCCAGAAAAUGGACAGUCUCUGUAGUUCCGGUUUCAUCGUCUGGAGUGAGUUCUGGCAAACGCUGUUGGAUUUAGACAAUAGCCUUGGUGGGUUAAAGGAUUCGAGUGGUUUAAAUGGGAAGAAAGUUUUCAAUGUUUACCAUUUCAAUGGUAUUGCUAAAUCGGUUCCUGGUUCUGAGGUUCUUAUACAAAAGCCUAGCUUUACUCCUUUGAGAGUUUCGGUUCCUCCCAAGUGGACACCUGAGGAAUUCCUGACCUUGCCGCCGCCAUCGGGUUCUACUGUUGAGUCGUCGGAGCUGCCGCCACCGCAACAUGCUCCGUUGGUUGACUGUAUUCGAACAAGAUGGCCUAGAGCUGUUUGCAAUUGGGUUGGCGAUUCACCAAGUAUUGUGUAGAAGUUUGAAUUUGUCCUUCCUUGGGUUUGAUUAAGAAGUGUAAUGUAGUUUUUUUUUUUUUUUUUUUUUUUUGAGAAUCUGUUAACUUAUGAUUAAAUUAAUACAUAGUGACAGUUUAAUUAGUU
Impatiens glandulifera is the source of this 2675-nucleotide messenger RNA. Its product is annotated as ubiquitin carboxyl-terminal hydrolase MINDY-3-like. The transcript has 8 exons. Bases 766 to 2550 code for a protein of 594 amino acids. Gene Ontology annotation, molecular function: cysteine-type deubiquitinase activity; K48-linked deubiquitinase activity. Lineage: Eukaryota; Viridiplantae; Streptophyta; Magnoliopsida; Ericales; Balsaminaceae. The record is from RefSeq and is a predicted model, not a curated record. Gene Ontology annotation, biological process: protein K48-linked deubiquitination.